Klebsormidium nitens is the source of this 283-nucleotide messenger RNA. Lineage: Eukaryota; Viridiplantae; Streptophyta; Klebsormidiophyceae; Klebsormidiales; Klebsormidiaceae. The record is from the annotation of a GenBank genome assembly.
GUUUUCCGGACGUGGGACGCGUGGCACGUACGAGGGCUUCCAAAAGGUGACGUUCCCAACGGGGGAGCCGUAUGGGCUGUGGAUGCGCACGUAUCAUAACCAGGAGGCACAAGCUCUGGUAAAUGCUCUCGUACACAUAGAGGACUUCUGUUCCAAGAACACGAACGAGGGGGUUCUGGCCUCGUACGUACACGAGCCCGCUCGCCGCGCCUUCAUCAUCGAAAAGGCAGUCGAGUACGUCGAUUCUGGCUUGGAAAUCCAGAUGCCGGGUCUAGGGCUGUAG